Messenger RNA from Fundulus heteroclitus (mummichog), 1647 nucleotides. Its product is annotated as histone-lysine N-methyltransferase SMYD1. The record is from RefSeq and is a predicted model, not a curated record. The coding region runs from base 103 to 1530 and encodes 475 amino acids. The transcript is spliced from 10 exons. Gene Ontology annotation, molecular function: protein binding. NCBI's taxonomy places the organism in Eukaryota, Metazoa, Chordata, Actinopteri, Cyprinodontiformes, Fundulidae. Gene Ontology annotation, cellular component: nucleus.
GGGGGGGGGGGGUUAUUUUUGCUCCGAGUGAGGGUCGGUCCAAGGAGAGACGCUGAGCCUCCGUCAGGUUGGUCCACCUGCAUCUCAUCGGUUCUGGACACGAUGACCGCUGGGAACAUGGAGCUGUUUGAUGCUGGGCAGAAAGGUCGAGGCCUGAGGGCCAGGAGGGAGAUCAUCACCGGAGAGGUUCUGUUGGCCGAGCCCAGCUACGCUGCCGUGGUCUUCAACAGCUUGGCCUUCCAGGUGUGCCACAGCUGUUUCCGUCGUCAGGCCAAUCUGCACCGAUGCGCUCAGUGCCGGUUCGCCCACUACUGCGACCGGACCUGCCAGACGGCCGGCUGGGAGGAUCACAGGCAGGAGUGUGCAGCCAUCAGGAGGUCGGGCACGGCCCCCAACGACAACGUCCGCCUGGCAGCUCGGCUGCUGUGGCGCAGGAACAAAGACCAGGGUUUGGCCUCAGACAGCCAGCUGGUGCCGGUGGAUCAGCUGCAGGACCACCUGGAAGCUCUGCCUGAAGAUGAGCUGAAGAAACUGGAGCUGGACGUGCAGAGCUUCCUGAGAUACUGGUCCUGUGGAACCAAGCAGCAUCCUGCUGAAUACAUCAGACACAUCUUUGGCCUGAUUAAAUCCAACGGACUGACGCUGCCCGAUCAAAGAGGUCUGCAGUCUGUUGGUUUGGGACUUUUCCCCAACCUGAGCCUCGUUAACCACGACUGCUGGCCCAACUGCACCGUCACCCUCAACCACGGAAACCGAUCGGCCGUGAGCUCCACUCUUCACUCCCCGCUGAGGAUCGAGCUCCGAGCUCUGGGGAAGAUCUCCGAGGGCGAGGAGCUGACCGUCAGCUACGUGGACUUCCUGAACCUGUCGUCUGAGCGCCAGAAGCAGCUGAAGGAGCGUUUCCACCUGGACUGCAGCUGCGAUCGCUGCAGCCGGCACAUCGGAGACGACCUGAUGGCGGCAGCCGCAGAAGGAAAGCCGUCUGCCGAUGCGGUCAAAGAGGUCACCGCCUUCAGUAAGGAGACCCUGGAGAAGGUGGAGAAAGCUCGUGGAGACGGAGAUCACGGCCAGGUGGUGAAGCUGUGCCAGGAGUGUCUGGAGAAGCAGGAGGAGGUCCUGGCCGACACCCACCUGCUGAAGCUGCGGGUGCUCUCCGCUCUCGCCGAGGUUCUGUCCUGCCUCAGGAAGUUCUCUGAAGCGGCAGAGAUCGCCCGGAAGCUGGUGGCAGGAUACGCGAAGCUGUACCACCCCAACAACGCCCAGCUGGGCUUGGCCCUGAUGAGGGCGGGGGUCGCUCACUGGCACGCCGGGCAGGUUGAGACGGGCCAUAAGAUGAUCUGUGAGGCGUAUCGCAUCAUGAUGGUCACUCAUGGACCGAACCACUCCAUCACCAAGGACCUGGAGUCCAUGCGGUCACAGACUGAGGUGGAGCUGAAGGCCCUGCAGCAGGUUCUGGACAUGAAGAACCAGCCGAUGACCAGCAGCAGCUCUGCCCAGGAAAACACCAAGGACUUCCUCCGCAAGCAGUGAAGCACCGAUGCUAGCUUCAGACAACAAACCCACGGACGUUUACUGUGUUUAAACUAAACUACAGUAACUUAUUAAGUAAUAUUUGCAAUAAAAUGGAGCCAUUCGUGUUGGAUUUCA